ACGACUACUACGACUACUCCCACACGAAAAAUGCACCGCUAGCUCUCCAAUUGCAUCAGCAGCUCAACCGCAGAGAGAGAGCGAGAGAGAGAGAGAGCGAGAGAGAUAUGGCAGAAACGGUGGCAAUGAAAAGUGGCGGUGAUCAUCAUCGUCAUCGUCAUCACUUUGUGCUGGUGCACGGAAUGGGCGGCGGAAGCUGGUGCUGGUACAAAAUCCGAAGCCUUCUAGAGAAUUCCGGCUUCAAAGUCACCUGUAUGGACCUCAAAGGCGCCGGAAUCGACCGCUCCGCCGAUUCCGUUCUCUCCUUCGACGACUACAACCGGCCCCUCAUCGACUUCUUGGCCGCCUUGCCAAACGACCAAAAGGUGAUUGUGGUAGGUCACAGUGCGGGAGGCCUGAGCUUAACUGAUGCAGCACACAAAUUUGCAGACAAAAUAAGCCUGGUGAUCUAUGUUGCGGCGACGAUGCUUAGAACGGGGUUUUGGACGGAGCAAGACGUCAAAGAUGGACUGCCGGAUAUAUCAGAAUUUGGAGAUGUAUAUGAGCUGGGAUUUGGACUAGGAGCUGAUCAACCUCCAACAACUGUAGUUGUGAAGAAAGAAUUUCAACGCAGAAUAGUUUAUCAAAUGAGCCCUCAAGAGGACUCAACUUUGGCCGCAAUGCUGUUAAGACCAGGGCCGAUCAAAGCCUUGCAAUCUGCAAGAUUUUUCGACUCUGACAACGGGGACAAGGUGCCGCGCGUUUACAUCAAAACCAGGCACGACCACGUGGUGAAACUGGAGCAGCAAGACGCCAUGAUAAGGCGGUGGCCGCCGCAGCAAGUGUACUCUCUGGACAGCGACCACAGCCCCUUCUUCUCCGCCCCUUUUCUGCUCUCCGGCUUGCUGGUCACGGCGGCUGAUGCCACCGGAAGCAUUUAGGAGCUGGGCAUGGCAGUUGAAGGCUGUUUUUUUGUGGAGAGUACUGAAUUGGGAUUUUGUUUAUUGACAAAUAAAACUUGAAUCAAGUGGAGGGUUCGACCUUUUGUGUUCAUUAUAUUAUGUUUGGUCGGAGGGUUUCAAAUAGAAUUUAACCAUUGUGUACAAAUGGAUGUCCCUCGCUGAGAAAUGCAUCUAGCGGAAGAUGUCAGGGAGCAUCAUUCUACGAUUGAAUAUGAAAUUGAUACUUAUAAAUCUC
This is a messenger RNA of Diospyros lotus (date-plum), 1176 nucleotides long. Its product is annotated as methylesterase 17. Gene Ontology annotation, biological process: salicylic acid metabolic process; jasmonic acid metabolic process. The record is from RefSeq and is a predicted model, not a curated record. NCBI's taxonomy places the organism in Eukaryota, Viridiplantae, Streptophyta, Magnoliopsida, Ericales, Ebenaceae. Gene Ontology annotation, molecular function: methyl jasmonate esterase activity; methyl salicylate esterase activity; methyl indole-3-acetate esterase activity.